UCAGAUUUUGUGGACAUCAUUCUUCAUAUCCAUUUUUCAGAUAUCUUCAUCUUUACAUGAUCAAUUUAUAGUUCAUACCAUACAAUUUUUGUGUUUUAAAAUCACCCAAGAAAAAAAAAACAGUAAAAAUGGCAGCAGCAACAGCAACAGCAACAGCAGCAUUAAGCAGCAGCACUUUACUAGCACCGAGCAGCUCAAAGCAGGCGCAGCAGCAACAGCAACAGCUUAUCAAAUGCAAGUCUUUUGCAGGGCUACGUCCCCUGCAGCUCAGCCGCAGCAGCAGCAGCAGCAGCAGCAGCAGCAGCAGCAGUAGCCUUUCGAUGUCAGGAAAAAGAAGAGCGAUGACCUGCAGAGCCGAACUGAACCCAUCAUUGGUGAUAAGUCUGAGUACAGGGCUGUCACUUUUCCUAGGGAGAUUUGUGUUCUUUAACUUCCAAAGAGAGAACAUGGCUAAGCAAGUGCCAGAGCAGAACGGAAUGACUCAUUUCGAGGCCGGCGAUACUCGUGCUAAGGAGUAUGUUAGCCUUCUCAAGUCUAAUGACCCUGUUGGGUUCAACAUUGUGGACGUUCUAGCAUGGGGUUCAAUUGGUCAUAUUGUUGCUUACUAUAUCUUGGCUACUGCUAGCAAUGGUUAUGACCCCAACUUCUUUUAAUUACUUCUUAAUUAAUCAAUUAUGUUGGGAUUUAUCAAUUUGCCCUUUUGAUUAUGUUGUUAUUAAUGUUAUUAUUAUCAAGUGUUGUUGUGUAAUUAACAGAUUGUUUAAAUGUUAUUCCUCUAUAUAUGCCCUUAUCUAUCUAAUUUUGUUUCAAUCAAA
Molecule: messenger RNA, 815 nt
Organism: Chenopodium quinoa (quinoa)
Lineage: Eukaryota; Viridiplantae; Streptophyta; Magnoliopsida; Caryophyllales; Amaranthaceae
Product: photosystem I reaction center subunit V, chloroplastic-like
Exons: 1
Coding region: 129-653 (174 amino acids)
Biological process (GO): photosynthesis
Cellular component (GO): photosystem I; chloroplast thylakoid membrane
Source: RefSeq, a predicted model, not a curated record